UUGUUUUGAGAGUUCGUCUGAAAGGAACGCGUACGAUUCGGAAUAACGGUUCAUAUUUUUGUACAAAACGGAAACUUCUACUGUGCACAACAAUUAAAGAAAUAAAAAAAAAAAACAGUUAUAGCAACAUUGAAUUUGCGGGCCUAUAUUACCGUUAUAUUUACGAGUGCAUCAACUAAAACUAUUUUAACGAAGUUAAACGUAUAAAAUAUAAAAUCUUGCCGAAUGAUUGAAUUAUGCAUGAUCGAGUUAAUUGAGAGUUUUAAGGAUUAUUUUGUUUGUGAACACCGACAUUAUGUCAUCGAUCUCGGCACAAGGUGUUGUUGAACGUGCCUCUGCUGAAUUGUCAAAACGAAUUAACGGUCUGGGACUGCGUUCGAAACAUCAUCAUGGCAGCAGUAGUGGUAGCAGUAGCGGCAGUAGUGGUGGCAAAACCUCUGUAAUGGAACGUGUAACCAACGCCCUCUGUGGAGGAAGUAGCAGUGCUCAUAAUAGUAACGCCGCAGCGGCGGCAGCAGCAGCUGCUGCAGCUAAUAACCAACCGGAUAAACCUUCUCGAGUGCCCGCGAAUACACCACAACAACAAUUAGCCUCGCCAGCGGGUGGAAAUCCGCAUCCAAAUAUGACAUCUAUAACCGGAAAUAUGACAUCAAAUAUGGUGGGCGGUAUUAAACAGCAACAAAACAUGAAUCUAAACCAAAAUGCUGCUCAACACAUGACCGGCGGUGGCGGUGGUGGUGGCGUCGUCGUCGGCGGCGGCGGCCAGAAAAGCCAAACCGGAACUCCACAACAGAUACGGAAACAACUUCCAAAUCCACACUUGCAUCAUCAUCCGUACAGCAGUCAGCAGCAGCAAAUGUUGCUGCAACAUCACAAAAUGCAAGUAGUGGCACCACCGCCUUGCAUUACUACCAUGGACCAGCUCCUGCUAGACGAACGAUUUUUGGGUAAACUAUUUUUGUACUUUAAUCCCUAUGAGAGGCGUACUCUAGCACAAGUGUGUACGCGAUGGCGUGACGUCUUAUAUAGAAGUCCAAGAUUUUGGUCGGGAUUGUUGCCAACGCUGCAGUGUCGCGAAUUACGAAUAGUGCCGAAUCAUGAUCGCGUUAAGCUUUAUAAUUCGUUGGUUCGUCGUGGGUUCCAUGCACUGGCAUUGGUGGGGGCAACUGAUGAGGAUGCACUGGAUGUGGUGCAUUCGUUUCCUUUGGCAUCCAAGCAUAUACAUUCGUUAAGUUUACGCUGUUCGUCGAUCAGUGAUCGAGGAUUAGAAGCACUGUUGGAUCAUCUGCAGUCUUUAUUUGAACUUGAACUCGCUGGCUGCAACGAAGUUACCGAAGCUGGACUCUGGGCAUGCCUAACCCCGCGUAUUGUCUCGCUAUCGUUAGCGGAUUGUAUAAAUAUUGCUGAUGAAGCUGUUGGUGCGGUAGCUCAACUUCUGCCAUCCCUUUAUGAGUUCUCCUUACAAGCCUACCAUGUGACUGAUGCUGCUCUAGGAUAUUUCUCACCAAAGCAAAGUCAUAGCCUAAGUAUAUUACGUUUGCAAUCCUGCUGGGAACUUACCAACCAUGGUAUUGUUAAUAUUGUUCAUUCGCUACCACAUUUGACGGUAUUGAGUCUAUCAGGUUGCAGUAAACUGACAGACGACGGAGUCGAAUUAAUUGCUGAGAAUCUACAAAAACUUCGUGCAUUGGAUCUAUCCUGGUGUCCAAGAAUAACAGAUUCUUCUUUAGAAUACAUUGCCUGUGAUUUAAAUCAAUUGGAGGAGCUUACUCUAGAUAGAUGCGUUCACAUAACUGAUAUUGGAGUUGGCUACAUUUCAACUAUGCUCUCGCUUACCGCUCUAUUCCUGCGCUGGUGUUCACAAGUUCGAGACUUUGGACUGCAACAUUUAUGCUCAAUGCGUAAUCUACAAGUGCUAUCGUUAGCCGGUUGUCCCCUGUUAACCUCAUCGGGGCUAUCUAGCCUCAUACAAUUGCGACAUCUUCAAGAAUUGGAAUUAACCAAUUGCCCGGGCGCCAGUCAAGAACUUUUUGAGUAUCUCAAAGAACAUCUACCACGAUGUUUAAUUAUUGAAUAAUAAUACGCAAUAAUAAAUUAAUUAAAUUUAUACAAACAUUUUAAACAAACAAAAUUGAUUAUUUUAAAAUGAUAUUUAAACUAAAUAAGAAUAAAUCUUUUAUUAUUGUUGACUGUAAAAAUACUGCGUUUAAAAAGAAAAAAAUUAAAAGAACGGAGAUUAAAUUUAAAAACAAAAUUAAACCAAGCUAAAUAAUACUUAUUUCUAUUAACAAACAAAAAAGUUCUAUAGCAAGUAAGACGAUAAAACAAAAAUUAUAGUAAAGUCGUUGUAAUAAAAAAAACAUGAAAAUAUAUAAAAUGAUUUUGCAGUAAAUUUCAAAACAAACAAACCAAAAACAAAAUCAAAUCAAACAAAUUUUAAAUUAAAUAAUAUUUAAAUUAAGAUUUAGUCUAUUGAUUUAUAUUUUAAUAUUUUGUCGUUAAUUUAUAUUAAAGUGUAAUAUGUAUGUAAGAAGUAAAAUUUUAUUAUAUAACUGUAUUUCGUUUUCUGUGAUUUAUGUUUUAAGUUUUUUUUUUUUUUUUAUUUUACACCUCUCGAUUUUUUGUUCUGCUAAAAUUUAAAUAAAAAAAAAUACACACAAAAUAUAUUUAUUUUCUUUUUU
Eupeodes corollae is the source of this 2681-nucleotide messenger RNA. Its product is annotated as F-box/LRR-repeat protein 16. The coding region runs from base 296 to 2077 and encodes 593 amino acids. The record is from RefSeq and is a predicted model, not a curated record. Gene Ontology annotation, molecular function: protein binding. Lineage: Eukaryota; Metazoa; Arthropoda; Insecta; Diptera; Syrphidae. The transcript is spliced from 6 exons.